AUGAGACGAUUGAUUCAAUCGGUGACUCUGUGUUCUGCAUUUCCCAGAGAGAGUGUUUGCCCUCGAUAGCUCGACGAUCUGUGGCUGUCCUGUGUUCACAAUGAAUGGCUGUUUCUAGCGAGACAGGGAGCGAGAGAGGGAGCGCGCCCGACUUCUCCAUUGAAACGUUUUGAAACAGCUACCAGCAAGGGGGUGAGUCGGUUUCAAGGCCAGACAGACGGGGUCGUUCAAGGCUGCGGGGAUUUCAGAUUUCUGUAGUGGUGCUGGCCAUACCGUCAUGGCUCAGACCCUUCAGAUGGCGAUUCCCAAUUUCGGCAACAACGUCCUGGAGUGUCUGAACGAGCAGCGUCUGCAGGGGCUCUACUGCGACGUGUCUGUGGUGGUGAAGGGCCACGCCUUCAAGGCCCACCGGGCGGUGCUGGCGGCCAGCAGCUCCUACUUCCGCGACCUGUUCAACGCCAGCGGCGCCAGCAAGACGCCGGUGGUGGAGCUGCCGCCGGCCGUGCAGCCGCAGAGCUUCCAGCAGAUCCUGUCCUUCUGCUACACGGGCCGGCUGAGCAUGAACGUGGGCGACCAGUUCCUGCUCAUGUACACGGCGGGCUUCCUGCAGAUCCAGCAGAUCAUGGAGAAGGGCACCGAGUUCUUCCUGAAGGUCAGCUCGCCCAGCUGCGACUCCCAGGGCCUGCACGCCGAGGAGGCGCCGCCCUCCCAGCCCCAGAGCCCCGUGGCGCAAACCACAGUGGGGGGCGGCGGCGGCGGUGGAGGAGGAGGAGGAGGAGGUGGUGGGGUCGUCUCCAUGGCGACGAGCCGGCCGACCUCCUGCCUGACCCCGCUGCCACUGGUGUCCAAGGUGAAGACGGAGCAGCCAGAGGCGUCGCCCUACUCGGUGGUGUGCACGCCCGUGGCCAAGCGCCUCUGGGAGGGGGGCAACCGGGGCGAGGGCGGGGGCGGUUCGGGGGGCUCAGGGGCCAGCAUGAGGAAGGCAGCCCGCUUCUCCCAGGAGGCCGCCCGGAACAGCGCCAUCCAGACUCAGACUCAUCUGGGCCUCAGCCUGGCUCUGGCGGGUAGCGGCAACAGCAGCAAUGGGAACGGCACCAGCGCGGCCACCCCCGAGGGCACAAGCCCCGGCAACCUCAGCGCCUACACUAGCGACUCGCCAAUCUCUUACCACGACGACGAGGAAGAGGAGGAGGUGGUGGACGACGGCACAGAGGAGCAGUAUCGACAGAUCUGCAACAUGUACACCAUGUACAGCAUGCUCAACAUGGGCGCAGCAGUGGCAGGUGAGCGUGUGGAGGCACUGGGCGACCACUCCGAAACGAGGAGUCGGGGGCGAGGGCGGCAGGACCUGGCCUCUCUGCCCACGGAGCUUAUAGCACAGAUCGGCAACCGCUGCCACCCCAAGCUGUACGAGGAGGGCGACCCUGCGGAGAAACUGGAGCUGGUCUCAGGCACCAACGUGUACAUCUCGAGGUCCCAGCUUAUGAACUGUCAUAUCAGCGCAGGCACCAGACACAAGGUUCUCCUGCGGAGGUUGCUGGCUGCUUUCUUUGACAGGAGCACUCUGGCAAACAGCUGCGGAACCGGCAUCCGCUCCUCCACCAACGACCCCAGCCGCAAGCCUCUGGACAACCGCGUCCUGCACGCCGUCAAGUUCUACUGCCAGAACUUCGCCACCAGCUUCAAGGAGAGCGAAAUGAACGCCAUCGCGGCGGACAUGUGCACCAACGCUCGGCGCGUGGUGCGCAAGAGCUGGAUCCCCAAGCUGAAGCUGCUGAUGGCAGAGGGGGACGCCUACGCCAGCUUCCUGCCCGACAGCGUCAAGCUGGAGGCCGACCCCCUCGGAGCUGAGAGCGCCUUCGACCCCACCGGCCUGGACGGCGGGGCGGUGGCCGGCUCGGGCGAGGUAGGGAUGGGGGCCGGCGAUUCCCUGCAGGACGUGGGUGGAGACAGCAGCUCCUUGUUUUAGGGCCCCGACCUGUUGGCCACAACUUCAGCCCCACCAUUCCGCACACUCACACCCCCUACACGCACACUCCUUCCUCCUGUCGCUGUCGCUGCUGCUGCUGCUGCUACCGCCGCCGCGCUGCUUCCCAACGCCCUACUUCCGGCCGCCCUACACCCCGAAAUGUCACAUGCCUCCUCCCCAACAACUACCCCCCCCCCCCCCCCUUUCCCUGCCCUGCCCUACUGUUGUGAUCUGACCCAACCCAACCCAACCCAGCCACUCGACAACCCCCCCCCCCCCCCAUCACUUGACUCUGGGUUCCGCUGCUUCUGCACAGGAUUGGUUCCGUCAGGCCGGGUUCGAUGGAGGCGGUUCUCACAGGUACUAUACAAGGAGGCAGUGGGUGGGCAUGUGAUUGGCUUCAAAAGGAGACAAGGGGAUUGAUUGUUGAUUUUCUUCUUCUUCUUCUGUUUUUUGUUUUUUGGAUUUACAUUUUUUUUUUUUCUUUUUUUUUUUUGCCUACCCUUUUUGCACAGAGGCCCUCCUCCUCCCAGCUUUGCUUUAUCGUUAUCGUUUAUCGUAUAAGUCAAUCAUUAAUCUAAGUAUUGUCCAUGUGUCAAGGUUUUAUUUCGUCACCUGACUGAAUGAUGUGUCCCAAGGGGGGGAAAACCAAACUUUCCUCCCUCCCCCAAUUUCACCAUUUCAUAUCGGAGGCACCAAUGGCGAAGUGGAAAGGAUGGGUCGCGCCAGGCUCACUGCUCUGGUACUGGUACUGAAUUGGUACUGAAUGUAACUGGCAUGAGUGUGUCAGUGUGUCCAUCUGACAGGAGGGAGAGCGGGCAGCCAGCAGCGGGCACUGGAUGCACACAAGUCGCUCUGGGCCGAGAGGAGAGAUUCACGUAUCCUUUCUCUCUCUCUCUCUCUCUCUCUCUCUCUCUCGCUCGCUUUUAUUUCUUUCUUUCUUUCUUUCGGUUUGUCUGUUGUAUCGUCUCCUUCUCCCCCAUCCUGUCAUCACCUGGAGAGAAAAACACAAGAGGACGAAGAGAAUCAGUCUUAUUUGAAGUACCACCACCACCCCGAUUUGUUUUUUUUUUUUGUUUUUAAGAAAAGUUUCCCCCCUCCUUCCCCUUUUUUUCCUGCACAAAACCUGAUCUUGGUGAAGUGUCUGUCUGCGUGGGAAUCUGCCAUCGCAGUUGGAAGCCAGAGCGGAAAACCAACGAAAGAAAAAGGAACGGGUGGAGAAAAACUGAAAAGAAAAAAGAAAAAAAGACAUGUCAUGUCGUUGAAAAAUGUAUUUAUCUAGACGCACCUUAACCAUGUGCACAGAGAGAGAGAGAGAGAAAGAGGGAUUAUUUUCAGAUCUCUUUGCUUUUUAUUCUUCUUCCUUUUUUAGUGUUGUGUGUGAAUUUUUUUUUUUUUUUUUUUUUUAACAUUUCCUUUUGUUUGACUGAAAUGUUUGUGAGGAGUAGUCUUGCAUAUAAGAUAAAA
Messenger RNA from Clupea harengus (Atlantic herring), 3436 nucleotides. It is a transcript of the gene nacc1a, whose product is annotated as nucleus accumbens associated 1, BEN and BTB (POZ) domain containing a. The record is from RefSeq and is a predicted model, not a curated record. NCBI's taxonomy places the organism in Eukaryota, Metazoa, Chordata, Actinopteri, Clupeiformes, Clupeidae. Gene Ontology annotation, molecular function: DNA-binding transcription factor activity, RNA polymerase II-specific; RNA polymerase II cis-regulatory region sequence-specific DNA binding; protein binding. Gene Ontology annotation, biological process: regulation of transcription by RNA polymerase II.